AUGUCUGAUCUUGACAAGCAUCCAAAUAAAUACAGUCGAUUGAGAAGCAUCUACAAAUACUACAUUGACUCAUUCAUUGCAUUGUAUCAAUUAAAAACAAAAGAUGAAGAAGAUUUAAACUCGAUUUACAAAAUUAUCAAAACAGAAUUGAUUGAUUCAAUGAAAUACCCUCCUCAAAAUUUUAUAAGAAGUAUUUUAAGUAUUAUCCCGUAUAACAACCGCUACACAAUGUCAUACUUGAAACUUAUCAAAUUCAUUUAUGAUGAUUAUCAUGUUAAAGAGGUCAGAAACAUUGUAAAUAUCUUUAAUUUCAUGUUUUAUAAAGAAUAUGGAAUUAAAUUAGACAAUUCAAGUGAUUUCGAAGAUAUUAAAUCAGAAAAUCUAAUCAUUCAUUCAGAAAACACAAUUUAUAGAGCAAUUAUUGACAACAACCUCGAAAAAUUCAUUUUAUUUACAGAAUGCGAUGAAUUUGAUGAGAAUCAAAAACUUAAUAGUAGUUUAUUUCCAUUUUCGAAUGCAGAAUAUUCAUUACUUGAAGUAUGUUGUUACUACGGAGCAGUUGAUUGUUUCAAGUUAUUAAGAACGAAAUUUAAAUCAACAAUAACUGAAAUAUGUCUUGACUUUUCAUUUUUAUGCGGAAAUCAAGAGAUCAUGAGUGAAUGUUUGAAAUAUCAAAGGCCAGAUAAUUAUUCGAUGAAAUAUGCAAUUAUUUCCCACAACAUUGAUUUUGUUACAUUCUUGACGAAUGAGUACAAUAUAGAGAUCGAUUUAGAAUAUUGUGGAAUAUAUAAAAAUCUUGAUGCACUUUUAGUUUAUUAUGAUCAAACUAAUAAUGUUGACAAAUGCAUUUUAUAUUCUGCUUUGUUUGAAAUUCCAUGUCUUUGUGAAUACUUCCUUUCACUUGGUGCAAACAUCAAUGAAAAGAAUGAUCUUGGGGAAACAGCUCUUAUUUUUGCAGCAGAUUUUAAUUAUAUAGAAAUGAUUGAAUUUCUUAUUUUACAUGGUGCAAAUAUCAAUGAAAAAAAUAAUCAAGGGGAAAUUGCUCUUCAUUAUGCGGCAGAUAAUAAUCAUAAAGAAAUGGCAGAGCUUCUUAUUUCACAUGGGGCAAACAUCAAUGAAAAAGAUGAAAAUGGAAAAACUGCUCUUCAUUAUACGGUAGAAAAAAAAUAG
This is a messenger RNA of Trichomonas vaginalis G3, 1170 nucleotides long. Its product is annotated as proteasome regulatory particle assembly. The coding region runs from base 1 to 1170 and encodes 389 amino acids. Gene Ontology annotation, molecular function: protein binding. The record is from RefSeq and is a predicted model, not a curated record. The transcript has a single exon. NCBI's taxonomy places the organism in Eukaryota, Parabasalia, Trichomonadida, Trichomonadidae.